Molecule: messenger RNA, 5107 nt
Organism: Scomber scombrus (Atlantic mackerel)
Lineage: Eukaryota; Metazoa; Chordata; Actinopteri; Scombriformes; Scombridae
Gene: mdfi
Product: MyoD family inhibitor
Exons: 5
Coding region: 485-1390 (301 amino acids)
Source: RefSeq, a predicted model, not a curated record
CAGAGAGAAGAGAGACGGAGUGCACAGGACGGAUACUGCUAGUUAUAAGAGUUUGAACAAGUUUGGAAAUGCGGUGAUUUUGUUUGCAGUUGAACGUGUGAGGUGAGAAACCUGCAGUCCAGACAAAGAGUAUUCAGAGAGCUGUCUGCAGAGACACACAAGCUUCCCAACAUCUGGUCUGCUGGAGGACGGGGCGAGCCGGAGAGAGAAAGUUGGGAGGCGGAGAGAAAAACUAUCUCCGCUGGAGAAAAAUGCAUUGAAUUGGAAGUUAAGGUCACCUACAUGAGCUGGGGAGAAAAUUCGUGGUCGUGUUAAAGUGACAAGACUGGAGGGAAAGAGGAGGGGAAAGGUCUCGGAGGGCGAGAAGUCCACCUGGUGCGGUCAGAGAAUGAAUUAGUCCAGGCUCGGCUGCACCGUGUCCCAGCCAGAGAGAAGGCUCACUCCUUGGCCCCCACCUCCUCCCAUAAGAGCCAGGCCUACGCCAAUGGAUGAGGAGAGGAAUGCCCCUGCCAUAUGCCCAGAGCCACCUGAUGAUGGGGACCCCAGUCCACCAACUCCACAACCCAGUUCACAUGCAAACUCUGCCCCAGAGAGCGCAAACAGCUGCCUGAACCCAAAGCCAUGUCCCAGUACGGAUGUGGCCAACACCUAUACUGAGCCCCUCAUAUUGAGGUCAAAUGUCACCCCAGAAAGGUUGCGAGGCGAUGACGGAGACAAUUGCAAAAGCAGCCUUACGCAAACGGCGGCCAGCAAGAGUAUCACAUCUCAACCAGCAGCCAGAUCCACGCCCAUCCACCACACCCAGCCAUGUCGGACACAGCCCAGCAGUCAACUACGCAAUGGAGCCAAGCACAAUUCACACACACACUCCCCUCACAUGAACUGUCCGCAUCGCACGCACACGCCUCACACACAUGCACUCCACUCCAACGGGGUCAGGAACGGUGGCCCUAAUGAGCAUCCUAAGCUGGGCUCUCUCCCGAGAGGUGGCUCAUCCACCUCUUCAUCCUCGUCAGCAGGACCCAAACACACAAAGAAGUUGCAGUCUAACCCCUCCAUCACCUCCCAGAGCAGCAAGAGGAGCAAGAGCAGCUCCAAAAGCAACAGCUCCCAGAUUCCCACAGAGGCACAGGAUGACUGCUGUGUUCACUGUAUUCUGGCCUGCCUCUUUUGUGAGUUCCUAACUCUGUGUAACAUCGUGCUGGACUGUGCCACCUGUGGUUCCUGCGCGGGUGAUGACUCAUGUUUCUGCUGCUGCUGUGUGUCGGAGGAGUGCGGUGACUGUGACCUGCCGUGUGACAUGGACUGUGGCAUCAUCGACGCCUGCUGUGAGUCUGCGGACUGCCUGGAGAUCUGCAUGGAGUGCUGCAGCCUUUGCUUCUCCUCUUGAGGCCACAGCCACCGCACAGGGGGCAGCGCAAAUGUCCAAUUCAUAUUCCCACAAGCCCCGCAACAACUUUGACCAGCUACUUAUCAAAGCUACAAAGUGCUACUCCCAGUCUUUGUUGUCAUAGCUUUGCCUGGGCUCUGUGGGUCACACUAUAUUGGCUGGCCUAAUUGGCUCCACAAUAUGUCCAAUAUUUCUUACAGGGUUUGCCAACCAAAAGAUGUGACCUAAUGCUGAGAGCAGUCACUGGUGAAUUCUUCCUUCCCUUAUUGAUCAAACCAUGGGAAAGUAGCUUCUCCAGCCUUGUCUUUGUUGUUGGUCCAUUGCUACACAGCUGGAUGUGUAGUGCAGAGUGAGUUUCAGCUGUGGUCCACAAGUGCCUGCCAGGCUGUGCGGACUGGGCUGCUGGAUUAUUACAAUGAAGCCCCUUGUGCCGUCUGAAUGACUGGAGUUCACCAAGCAUGAAAAAUGACCUCUAAAGGCAAAUGAGAAAAUGGCUCCAUUUAACCGGAUUUUAGCGUUUCUGUUGAUAAGAGUAGCAGCAUAAUGGAAAAAUGGAUGCUCAGAUCUCAGUAGAAAUGCUUCUGUCUGUCCUCCUGUCCUUGGCAAGGUUAAAGUCUUCCAGUUUGAUUGCAUGCAGUGGCAUUUGUGGCACACACAGCCUAAGUGUGUGCGUUGAAUCCACUGCUGUCUUUGUUGCUAUAUGUACAAAAUAGAGAAAACAUUAAUGGUGGCUUGUGGCAAUAUUUUAGACAAAUUUCUUUUGUUAAUAAGCAUCUCAUUUAACAGACUUAUGCUGAGAAGAAUUAUGGGAGCAUCAUGCAUCAGCCUGGAGAUGGGUCCCAUUAAAUGAGCACUGUAAGUAAAGGACAGCAUCUGCAAUGGAUACAUUCUCUACUUCACAUGUGAAGAGAGCGAGUUCUUAAUCAAAAGUCUCUUUGUUUGAGGGGCUUUGGCUGCAUUCAAUGAAUUCUUCCUCAUCUGAACAGUCAGAACUGGUAAAGGACUGGUAGGGGAUUGGAAGGCAUCAUCUCCUUUUUUAAUACAUUUCAUUUUUCUUUGUCGUUUUUGCUAUGUGAACAAAUGGCCUUGGCUUAGCUUAAGGCCUGAAUUUUCAAGUCGCCUUUACCAAAUCUCUAUUAAUCCUUGUUUUGUAGAUUUUAGUUAAGAUAUUUGCAUUUCUCCUGUAAUGUGAAAAUCACAUUUCUGUGUUAUCAGGUUUUGCUGGGCUCUCUGUAAAGCAGACAUUGCUCAACAUCUAAUUUAAUUCCUUGAGUGAAAAUCUCAACGCCAUUAUGCUAAGUUAGAUCCAUAUGCUUGUAGUAUGAAUGGUACGCUUUUGAUAACAGGCCCGCACUCUCAUAUGAUCAGACGCAUACCUGCUCCAACCCAAUACCUCUUUAGAUGUCACCUAGAUCUGUUGUGCAUUUUAAAAUGACUCGAUACAAAUCUCUCUUCUCUUUGAUCAAAUACUGUUUGUGCAAUCCUUUUUUCUCUGAAAUACCAAAGAGUUUACUCGUACUGGACCCCAGUUUCUAGACCUAUAGUUACUUGUACAUAGAAGGGUUUUUGCUAUGCUUAUGUGGCCGUGGUUGGUUAAAUCCUAUUUUAAAGUGUGAAUUCUAACACUGUUGAGUAUGAAUAUACACUAAGACUGUAACCAACAUGAUAACACCAAAGCAGAAUAUGCAAGUUUUAGGGGAUUGCAACUUGAGAAGAUAUUAUGACUGUCACUUAAUUUCAGAAUGAGCAUGUUUCAUUAUUCAUAUUUUAGGACAUAUUCAAAUUCAACUGAAACCCAAUCCUGGAGAGCCCUGGAAAACAAUGCAAUUCUUCACAGUAUGGAGAGAUUUAUGAAGGGAGAACUGGAUUAUAAAAUGUUAUGUACAGAAGUGAAUACAAUGUUUUUGAGGGGGGGGGGUUACUAGAUAUUUCAAGUUGAGAAUCUAUCAAUAGUGCUUCACCUGAGAAUAUGUUCUUUUUCAUCACCAGACUUACUAUGUCACAAAAAGAAGUAGUUAUAAAUAUCUGGUGCGCAUGACAAACCCAAUAUGAGUAUGAAACAGAAAAAAAACUCUCUUGCUUAACAACACUGGUUUCAACAACGAUCAAAUAUUGAGAAUAAUAAAAACAGCUUUGUACCACUGGAAUACAGUUUUUACACCAUGAACAUGCAAUGUUACUGUAGCUUGCUGCUACAGAGCUACAAAGUUAGCAUGACUCAUCUCCACUGUUGACAAUGGCAAGGCUACUGUGCCUGUUAGCCAGCAGUGUUAAAACAAGGACAAUUCAAAUUGGUAUCUUGCAAGCUACUUGGUUAGGGCAAGCAAUAAUAUUAAUGCACCCUAGGUCUCCUACAGGCUCAUUUUAAAGCUAAGACAACAGGUCCACUGUUUGCUAGCCCAGGCUCAACUGACAUGUUGUUUCCUUCAUGACACAUGGCACAACCGCAAACUCAGCUCAGCUUUCAAGACUCACCACGAUGCUGAGGUUCUCACUGGAUUCCAAAAAGAGUCAGUCUCUUAGGCCUUCAAAACCAGGAUAAAUGGGAAGCUCAUAGACAGGCCUUUUUAUGUUUUAUCAAUAGAAAUGGCUCCAACAUUUCUUUCAACUAUGUUUAUUUUAUUUUGUUCAAUUUCCUGCUAAGUGAAAUUAAGUCAACAAAACCUACUGUACCUGUGAUAGAAAGCAUAUGGCUUUGCAACCCUCAUUUUAGCAAUAGAGUAGCAGUAGUAAUUAUGUUUAACCAUCUUGUGAGGUUCCUGUUUUCAAAAAAGUUGCUUCCCCUGGGUUUUUGCAGAUGUACUGUAAAAAAAAAAAAAAAAAAAAAAAGAAAAGAAAAAUGUCCCUGUUGCAGUGAGAGAGUGCAGCAGAGUGGCAAAUCUAAAGCUACCAUUGAGGUUGUGCUAUGCAACAUAAAUUAUGUGAAACAUUUUAAUAAGAUCUGGGUGAACAGUGAACAUAUCAUUUAAGUUUAAUUUAAUGCUAAUGGAAUAAUUUUCAUUAAAUAAUACUUUACAUCUAUACUGAAAAGUGCUUCACAAUGCGUGGAGAAUGGAGGCAGUGGGCCAAUCUGGAGGCAAAGACUGAUUGGUUGGUCUGGAGAUGGAAAACGCUGUCUGGAAGUGGAGAUGAAUGCAUUUGGAUUAUUCUCUGGAAUUAGAAAUGGUUUGGAGAUGUGGAUUUGAUAUCUCAUUUCCAAAUAUUUCCCCUGGUAUUCAGUGAUGUUAGUAGUACUGGAAGAAAACAAAAGUUUACUCUCAGUAUUUUCAGCGUUUUUGUUAUGAUUAGCUUGUUCACAGAAAUGUCUAACCAUUGAUAUUUGUGGAUUUGUGGAGAUGGAAUUAAGAUAUUGAUUUAUAAGGGCUCGCCACCUAUAUUAGUAAUCUUAAAUUUAUCCUAGCCCAGCUGAAUUGUUACUUGACUGUAGUCCACUAUAAUGUCAUUUUGUUUACACUACCCCCAUUUAAUGUCAAUUUCAAUUGCUGUCCUGGAAGUCACAUUAAAAUCUCUUUGUUUAAUACUGAAUAAACAAUGUGAACUCCAGGCUACAUGUAUCACUCACUUCUUUAAUUUCACAAAUGCUCCUAGCUUUCAAAGCUAAGCUUUACACUUUGGCCUUAUUAUAUUAUGUUUAGAUAGAUGCUCCUGUUGUACCCUAGUGUAUUUACAUACAUAACAAACUGUCCAUCCAGGAUCCCUAUGUAAUGAAUCUAAUGG